Molecule: messenger RNA, 2985 nt
Organism: Pocillopora meandrina
Lineage: Eukaryota; Metazoa; Cnidaria; Anthozoa; Scleractinia; Pocilloporidae
Source: the annotation of a GenBank genome assembly
GAAGGACUUCUUAGGUAGUUGACGUUUUCAGCACACACAAAAAGUAAGACACUUGCGAUGACCAAGAACGAAAGAAACUGCUCUGUUCGAGCAGACUCGUAUGUAUUACAGUACAAACUGGAUAAGUCUGAAGUGGUAAGUUAAAAACGUUUUUUUCGUGGGAUGGUUUCGAACAAAAACAAAGCAGUUCGCGAAAUCGCGAUCGAUAUUGCACAUGGCUCUACUUUGUUUACAAAUUUGCUUCUGUGACGGAAUCAUUUCGCCUCAUUCGGUACUUAUCUCUGGAGAAAAAAGCAACCUAUUUUAAUCUUCAUUUAACUUUGUCGAUUUGAUAUCUUGAUUAGUGCUUGUGUUCAUCUCUUUCGAAGUCUUACUUUGACCAGUUUUUCCGCAAACAAAUCAGUGGCAAAUAUCACGAGAGCAUUAUUCGCUCUCACCUGGUCAUUUUUUGACUGAAUUCAGCGCAGUCGCUUGGAUUCUGUUGUUCAGGAAUACGUCUUUUAUCAGCUUAACACUGAGUCAAUACUUUCUUAAAAAAUGCCCCACUGCAGAAGUAUGUAAAAGUGAGUGUUAUUAAAUUUGAAUCGAGUAAUUUUCGUUCUCAUACUGGUAUGCGAUAACCCCAAACUCCUCUAUAAAAUCCGAAAGCGAGUUCGUUUAAAUCUUGUUACGAAAUCUUCGUAUUUAAUCUAAUCAUUAUUAAAGAAUGUAGUUACUACUGAAUGGUUCCUACUAGAUGAAUUUAGAUACAUUUAAGAAAUCUGGACCUUUCGAAUUCAUUAACGUUUCAUUUCUUUUUCAAAUCUUUUAACUUUCGAGAGUGUUUUAUGAAAAUUAAUUUUUGUGUCGUUUGUUUUUUCAAAGUACUGGACUUACGCAAUAGGGAAGUUUGAUUUUGGAAGUGUGGUUUUUACAAGUUCCUCUCGUACGACAUGUACACUGCAUGGAAAAAUUAACCAAUAGAGCGUGGGCAAGUAGGGGGUUUGGCAGGGGCGUACGUGCUGUUAUGUCACCGCAAUGUCACUCAAGGUUAUCAAGAAUGCAAUGUCAUUGCGUCAUCCAUUUAUAGGAAUAUUUGAGCCUUGAAGUAAAAUGAUUCAAACAAUUUCUAUGGGGCACAUCAUGCUUCUGCUUUAUUUUUUUUCAGUAGGGUUUAAAAUGAAUGUUUUGUUUGGAGAGAGAUUUGAGCGCUUGAUAUUAGACUUAACUAGGUGUUAAAGAUCACAAUAUUGUUAUCAAAAUUGUCGGGCACUGUGGCGUUAGUUCAGACCGUUUCAUUGUCACUUUUUCCAGCUUUUUAUUCUCAAUUCCUUUCAAACUGAUAAUAAGAGUGCUACAGUGUAUUCUCUUGGGCAUAUAUAUCUUUUGUGCCCUUCUUAGUGUCAUUUUAACCUUAGCUUUGGGCUCACACUGAAAUGAAUCAGAGUUGGGGUCAAAAGUGAUCUAUGUCCAUGAACAUAAACUCUAAUGUUUUAAUGCCGUAUAUCAUGGGGGGGGGGGUGAGGUCUUGAACAUGGAAAGAAGGUGAAGCCAGUAUUGUCUUUUUUCUUUUCUUUCAGUUUUUAUUUGUUAUUUUGUUUUCUUAUUUUGUUUUCAAAGUGAGAGGGUUAUGCUCUUUGUAAAGCAAGUGAGAUACAAUCCCCUACCCUAAGAAAUUUAUGAUGCUAAAAUUUGCACUACAUGUACAAAAUUAAUUUUGGUUGUCUAAUAAAAAGAGCCUUAUCUCUCAUAAUAAUCAGUGUGAAUUUUGUCUUCUUGUAGGUUAAAAGUGUUGGACCCAAACUUGUGCCAUUCCUAAAAACUGUUUGUGUUUAUUUUGUGGCAUGGCUUCCAGAGACAGAGAAACCAACUGUAUUUGCUGCUCUCCUUAAAAUUCUACCAAUCCUGAGUCUAUGUGUAUUUGUCAGCCUGCAAGGAAUAAGUCUUGAGAAAGAACACAACUACAGCAGGAGAAUUCUUCUGGGUCUCAUCUUUUCAGCCAUUGGUGACGUUUUUCUUGUAUGGAAAAACACUUACUUCAUUCAUGGCAUGGCUGCUUUUGGUAUUGCUCACAUUUUGUAUAUUAGAGCCUUUGGGUUCCAACCAAGAAACCCCCUUGUAGGAUCAAUCUGUGUCUUACCAGGUUUGUUGGUGUACUACAUAUUGUACCCUGGACUCGAAGCAAAGCUGGUUAUUCCUGUCCUUAUAUAUGGCUUUGUGGUCACUGGUAUGAUGUGGCAGGCCAUAACUGGUGUCCAAAACCAAAUCGAAGAGAAUGGAUUAUGUCGCUGGACAAAGAUGAGUGCAUGCUUUGGUGCUGCCUUGUUUUACCUCUCAGACAAUAUCAUCGCCAUCAACAAGUUUUGUUUUCCUGUUCCUGGGGCAAGAGCCUUGAUCAUGACAACAUAUUAUGCUGGUCAGAUGGGCAUUGCUGUGUCAGCUUUCAACCUUGAGGAGGAGUACAACCUUAGAAUGAAAAGCUGUAAAAAAUUUGAGUAGUUUCAUUGCGAAAAUGCAAUUUUUUCUCUUGGUAUUGUAAGAAUAAAUCCUCUGAGUAAGGAGCAUGAGGUUUUGAUUCAUAUUACUUUAAAACACAAGUAGUUCUGAAAAUAUGUAUUUUUUUCACCAUGAUACAUUUUCAUCUAAAAUUCCCAGAUUGUAAAAUUUGUCACGUUUAAAAUACCAAAUCAUUAACACUGAAAAUAUAGUUUUUUUGGUAAUAAUUGUUGAAAGCAAGUGAAACUAUGAGCCUUUUUGACAAGACAAUUGGAAAAUAUUUUAAGACUAGUCUCCAGCAAGCUAUGAUGUUUUUUUUUUUUUAUCAUUGGGGAGGGGUGAUAAUUUAUUUUUCAAGAGUUGCAAAUACAGGGAAUAGUGGUAUUUAUAACCUUAUUUAUGGCCAAAACUGGACAAAUUUGACAUUGGUAGUGACAAGCAAAUGCAAGAUCCUGCAUCUUGGCUUGUCAAUUGAACCAUUUCAAAAUAUUCUUAUACUAUUCAAUUACU